AUGAGGGUCCUGCUGACAUUGGCAGUGCUGCUCUCCUGCAGUGUGGUGGCAGCUCAUGGGAAGUUCCCACGUGCCCCAGGACUCGAGGGAAGCACAGUUGGAAAUCUCACCGCCCACGGCUGCUCCUCCGGAUGGGGCAGCAGCAGCACCUCGAUGGCUUCCAUGGACCGGUGCUGCCGGCUCCUUCCCUGCUGCUACACCAAACUGGCUGCACGACGGUGCCGCCCGGGACCCAUCCAGCCCCUCUCAGCACACGGAGCAGGAAUUCCCACCUGCAGGUCCGGGAGCUGGUGCCAGAGAGGUGCGUGCAGGUGCGAGCGGGCAGCCCUGCUCUGCCGGGCGCGCGCACGAGGGCUGCUCCGCUACCGCAGCCGGUGCCGGGGACGAGCCGGGAGGUGCUGA
Chaetura pelagica (chimney swift) is the source of this 402-nucleotide messenger RNA. RefSeq names its product basic phospholipase A2 A-like. The coding region runs from base 1 to 402 and encodes 133 amino acids. Gene Ontology annotation, molecular function: calcium ion binding; A2-type glycerophospholipase activity. The transcript is spliced from 4 exons. Gene Ontology annotation, biological process: phospholipid metabolic process; arachidonate secretion; lipid catabolic process. The record is from RefSeq and is a predicted model, not a curated record. NCBI's taxonomy places the organism in Eukaryota, Metazoa, Chordata, Aves, Apodiformes, Apodidae.